Molecule: messenger RNA, 327 nt
Organism: Trypanosoma rangeli
Lineage: Eukaryota; Euglenozoa; Kinetoplastea; Trypanosomatida; Trypanosomatidae
Exons: 1
Coding region: 1-327 (108 amino acids)
Source: RefSeq, a predicted model, not a curated record
AUGAUUGAUCUGCGGGAGUGUGUUACGCGUCAUAAGCAAACCACGUGGGUAUUUAGCGAGACGAUGGCGACACUUCAAAACGAGGAAAAGUUGCGACGGUGGCUGAAAGAUUAUGACGAGUCCUUUGGCCACCCCCCGCUGCUGGAGGCGGUGGAAAAGGUGCGCAGCAAGUUGGAACAGGAGGGAGGCGUAAGGGUGCUUAACCCGACUGUUUUUCAUGAUCCCGACGUAUAUUUAUCCCGCGGGAAAAGGUGUGAGAAGUUUCCAUUUCGAAGACGGAGCUCAGAAAAAAGAGGGAUGAAAAAGAGCGGGUCACAGAAAGCAUGA